Akanthomyces muscarius is the source of this 867-nucleotide messenger RNA. RefSeq lists its product as uncharacterized. The record is from RefSeq and is a predicted model, not a curated record. Bases 1 to 867 code for a protein of 288 amino acids. Lineage: Eukaryota; Fungi; Ascomycota; Sordariomycetes; Hypocreales; Cordycipitaceae. The transcript has a single exon.
AUGCCAGUCUCAUCUUCAUUUGGCAUCAAAUGCCCCGGAUAUAGCCACUUUUACAGCGGCAACACCACGGCCGCCUUUCUCGGCUGCUGCACCGUCGACCCAGCGACCAACAGCGACGGCCUCUGCCCCGACGACAGCCUGCGCGCAGCGACGUUCAACCCGACCGCGUACAGCAGCAUACCCAAGCAACAGUGCGCGGCAAAGGACAGAAGCGCGCUCUGGUAUGUCUGCGCGUACACCGAGCCGCCGUUUAUGGGCUGCUGCGCCGUCAGCGCCUGCGAAAAGGGCUGCGCGCAGGCCGACCUGCGGCCCGCGAAGCUGAGCAGCGACAUUGAAGACGCCAAUGUGUUUCUCGGGCCGUCCGUCUCGACCUCUGCCGCGCCUCCGUCGUCGUCGAGCUCAGCUACAGCAACAUCCACAGCGUCGCCGUCGUCCACGCCGGUGCCGUCGAAUGGCGAGCAUCAAGGCAUGCAGCCCGCCGCCGUGGCAGGACUAGCCAUCGGCACGGCCGCUGUCGUCUCGAUGAUUGCGAUUUUGAUCUUCUGGCUCGUGCGGAGAAGACGCGCUGCCGCGGCGGCGAGGCACGACUAUGCGCUGCCGGGAGGUGCACCGGAAGGUCAGUGCCAGACGUCUGCGGCGGCCUCGGCGUGGACGUUUGAUGAUCGCUCGGCUGCGUACUCGAAGCACUUGUCGUAUGCAUCACUGCAUCGGGGCGGCGGUCGGCAGUCUAUACCGCCAGAGUACUCGGCUGCGGCGAAACACAGCCCAGCGCCGACGGAGCUCCCGGGAAGCGCCACGACGGCUGUCUUUGAGCUGCACGAGGACACGUCGCCGCCGAUGAGGAGUUCUGGGUUCGGUCAUCGUUGA